GCUCGUCACGUAACAGAUUGCAACACAAGGUCAAUUGAACACAAGUUUAUUCUGUCUACUCUGUGCGCAGUAAGCUCCACGGAAACUAUGCCACGAGCGAAGUAUGGCGAUGAUUACAAACAAGACUUUGACCCGGAAGUGUAUCUUGAGAUGUACUACACUGACCUGAAAGGUCAAUCGUCGGAGGGAGACAUGCUGGAGACGUCCAUGCUAUUCUGGCAGGAAGCAUUCGCUCAAGGUAACAUAACCGGCCGGCGACUGCUCGACAUCGGAACUGGCCCCACAAUCCACACUGUGAUCAGCGCCUCCAACUACUGUGACACCAUCUACCUGUCUGACUUGGUUCCCCAGAACAGGGAGACGCUGAGGAAAUGGCUGGAGGGGAGUCUUCAGCAUAGCUUCAGGAUCUUCUUCCAAUAUGUGGUCGACAGGGACGGGAAAGGAGAACUUCCCAGUGACAGAGAAUCCAUGUUGAAAGAUAAGAUUGUGGGGAUCUUUUCUCUUGACCUUCUGCAGGUGGAGCCUCUGCUGCCAUCACUGUUUCCUACGUUUGAUAUCAUCACUUCGUCAUUGUGUAUGGAGGUUGCUGCUCCAGAUCUCGCCGGCUACGAGAUCAUAGCGAGAAGUGUAGGAAAACUUCUGAAGGAAGGAGGCCAUAUUGCUCUCUUUGGAGUUCUUGGGGAAUCUUUCUACCAAGUUGGCAGCCACACAUUCUACUGCCUCAAGAUCAGUGGAGAACAGGUGCAAGAUAUCUGGAAACGAUCCGGAUUCAAAAUUGUUGGCUGGAUGCAAAAAUCCUCCCUCGGCCAUGAUGCUUCAUUGUCAGAUUUUGAAGGUGUGUUUCACAUGGUAGCAAAGAAGAGUCUUUAAUGUGGAGCAAUACUUCCCACGUUGUCGCAAGUGUCAACGCGCAUGUUGACGGGGAAUUAGCUCUUGGGGGAAUAAAGGACAAAAUCGACAUCACUGUCCCGGAACGCUUUAUGCACAACAUGUAAACAAUAAACAACAAUUGCACAAUGAGCGGAAUACCUGCUCUGACAACACAAACACAGCGAUGAGCGGACCUUCCAGCUCAGGCAUGCAUGAGGUGAGCGAAGCUCCAGCUCAACCUCAGGGCGUUUCCUACGAGCGGCACAUCCUGCUCGAGGUCGUCCCUACACAGUGUAAUGG
Messenger RNA from Haliotis rufescens (red abalone), 1170 nucleotides. RefSeq names its product nicotinamide N-methyltransferase-like. Lineage: Eukaryota; Metazoa; Mollusca; Gastropoda; Lepetellida; Haliotidae. The record is from RefSeq and is a predicted model, not a curated record. The transcript is spliced from 4 exons. Bases 88 to 870 code for a protein of 260 amino acids. Gene Ontology annotation, cellular component: cytosol. Gene Ontology annotation, molecular function: N-methyltransferase activity.